GUGUCUCGUCCUCCUGGGACGAGCUGUGGCGGCCUCCAGGAGCCUGUUAAACUUAGCAUUCCUCGUUACGUUCUCCGCGGGCAGGGGAAGGACGAGCACUUUGAGUUUGAGGUGAAGAUCACUGUGAUGGACGAGACGUGGACGGUGUUCAGACGCUACAGCCGCUUCCGGGAAAUGCACAAGAGCCUGAAGUUAAAAUAUCCAGAGCUCGCCGCUCUCGAUUUCCCGCCAAAGAAGCUGUUUGGAAACCGGGACGAGCGAAUGGUCGCCGAGCGGCGGAAUCACCUGGAGCGUUAUCUGAGGAACUUGUUCCGAGUGAUGCUGUCGUCCUCCAGCUCGCCCCUCCGAGCGGACGAAGACGGCCUUUUCCAUCUGUCCAAACGAGACGUCUGCGACUUCUCCUCGUUCUUCAAGAAAGGCGUCUUCGAGUACAGUAGCCACGGCACCGGCUGACCGCCGCGCCGCAUCAGAGGGCGGCGGAAACCUCUGACAAACCAAAACAUAAACAGAACUGCUCGGUGCCUUUUUCCCGGCGCCUCAGCGGGUCAGGAGCAGGGAAAACGUGCAGGUCAGCUUUUCCUCUCCGGCUCCCUGCUGUCGUCAGACUCGGCCAAUCAGUUGCUGCUCAGCACGAGUGUUUGUCCAGAGGCAGGUGGGACUCUGCACGAUCCGUGGUCUGUAUGUAACGCGCUCAGCUGCUCGCGCUCAGUGGGUCUGAGCGUUUUUAGAAUCACUUCAUUAAACCUUCACUCGUUUCAGAAGAGCUGCUCCUCUGUUUGCACUGCGAUCAUCAGGAGGUGGAUCUCUGUAUCGCUGAGCGCCGCGCUGUCACAACACAACAGGCGAACGAUCACACCUCAGUUAACAGCAGCCACACUGAACCUGGACAGUUACUGUGAGGCGUCUACAUUAUGUAUAAUUCAGUUCAGCUUUAUUUACACAGCGCCAAAUCACACAGUCGCCUCAAAGCACUUUAUACUGUAAGGUCGACCCUACAAUAACACAUACAGAGAAAAACCCAACAAUCAUAU
Messenger RNA from Haplochromis burtoni (Burton's mouthbrooder), 1031 nucleotides. Its product is annotated as kinesin-like protein KIF16B. The coding region runs from base 127 to 453 and encodes 108 amino acids. NCBI's taxonomy places the organism in Eukaryota, Metazoa, Chordata, Actinopteri, Cichliformes, Cichlidae. Gene Ontology annotation, molecular function: phosphatidylinositol binding. The record is from RefSeq and is a predicted model, not a curated record. The transcript is spliced from 4 exons.